GUAGCCGCCGAGGAACCGUGGCCUUCCGCGACUUUACGAUAGUACGCUCCGGCUAGACUAAUCCAUUACAGUGAGCAUAAUGACGGCAAUUUUAGUCCUGGGGGUAUUGCUCCCAGGAGGCAGCUGCGGCGUCGGCGCGGCGACACGGCCAGGCGGGGACGCCGCGCCAACGCCCCUCGUGCGUGCCAGCGCCCUGCCGUGCCGCGCCUCACACAGAUGUAGCACACGUUGCAGCCGCGCUGUCCAGAAUGGAAGAUCCCGAGUAGUAGCAAGAGGCGGAAACGGCAGAACUGGUGACGGCCCGCCAGACCUGCCAAAGCCGCCGCUAGACACGGACCGUGUGGAGAGGAUACCGCGGCCCGUGUCGGCUGGGUCACAGCUCCCGCUUCCCUUCCGGUUCUGGGUGGACGAAGUGCUGUGGAGCCAGGGCCGGGCGGCGGUGCAGCUGAUUGAGCAGGUGUUCCUGGAGGCGGGCGGUGUGAAGGCGGGCGGCCCCAGCCGGGAGCAGGAGCGUGCGCGGCAGCAGCGGCUGGCACACGCCGGCGGCGACGCCGACCGCGGCGGGGCCCUGGGCUCCUCCCACAUGGGGUCCUGGGAGGUGCUGUGGACCAAAUCCACAUACGCCAUACCCGCGGCGCGGGCCAUGCGGCCGGGGCAGCUGGUGAGUGCCGUCAUCGGCCUCAACUGCCUGACCAUGAAGAAGCGGCUGCUGCUGACGCUGCUGCAGGCCUACGGGCCGGCCGGCGCCGCGGCGCUGACCCCGCGCUCCUUCGCGCUGCCGGAGCAGCUGGAGGAGUGGGCGGCCUGGGUGGCGCGGCAGGGGCCGCGGCAGCUGUGGAUGCUCAAGACCGGCCAGGACGCGGGCAAGGGCCUGAGCCUGCUGCCAGGCGAGGAGGCGGUCCGGUACGCGCGGCAGCAGCUGGCGGAGGGUGCGGAGGGGCAGCACCACCACCACCACCACCACCAGCCCAAGCGAUUCCAGCUACAGGUGGCGCAGCAGUACGUGACUGACCCGCUGCUGGUGCUGGGGCGCAAGUGCCACCUGCGGCUGUGGGUGCUGGUCACCGCGCACUGCCCCAUGCGCGCCUACCUGCACAAGCGCGGCCUGGUGCUGUUCAGCUCGGAGCCCUACGACCCCGCCGCGCCGCUGCCCGCCGCCUCAACCUACUCCGCCUCGCCCGCACACCACCACAAGCCCCAGCACACGAUGCACGACCGCGGCGUCCACCACUCGCUCACCGCGCCGCCGCCGCCGCCCGCAAGCCACGUCACCAACUACGCCCAGAACGCCAACAGCCUGGUGUGGGGGCUGGACCAGCUGCAGGCGCACCUGGGACCGGCGACCUGGGCGGCGCUGUGGCCGUCGCUGUGCGGCGCGUGCGCGCGGGCGCUGGGCGCGGCGCGGGGGGCGCUGGCGGAGGCGACGGCGUGGCUGCGGCCGGCUGUGCAGGAGUACGGCUUCCAGAUGAUGGGCGUGGACUUCCUGCUGGACCGCUCGCUGCACCCCUGGCUGCUGGAGUUCAACAGCUCACCCUCCAUCAUGGUGCAGCACGACCAGCCCGACUGCCGUACACUCAUACACGAGCACAAGUACGGCAUGCUGAGGGACACGUGGGCGCUGGUACGGCGCCGCGUGUGGCGGCCGGAGGAGGCGGACGGGGGUGCGGGGGGUGCGGAAGGGGAUGGGGGAGGAGCAGGCGGGGGUGGGAGGGGGUAUUGGAGGCGACACGCGGUACGUCAGGCGGCGGUGGCGGAGCGGGCGGAGGAGGAGGCGCUGGCAGGCACCGAGUAUGAGUCGCUGCGGCCUUACCUGCCGCCGCCGGAGUGACUAGCUACGGCGGGCAAGUGGGCUUCGAGCUGAGGAAGCUGCGUGGGGCGCUGGCGGAGCGUGGCCCAAUCGUUCGCAAUCCUGCGCGUCUCGCGUGCCGACCCGAUCUCGAGGCAGCAGAGUCAUUUGCGGGUGUGCAAUUACUUCGUGGCGUCAGUCGUCUGAGUACCGUACCGUGUAUGCAGCGUGUGGCGCUGCGUGAGAAGGUACCGCACUCGCGCCUACUCGCAUCAGACUGAAUGUCUGCGUGUCGGCUGGGUGAGCUAGGCGACGGCGCAGAUGAGGAUAUGCCUGCGUCUAUCUUGUCUCUGUGUCGCGGUGGAGCGCUGGUGGCAUGCAGCGGGGCAGCUUGACGCGAGGUGUGCUGACUACUACCGUACUAGAGGAUACGCAGAAGCUGGCUGCGACUCUGCGAGGAGCGGUAGCUGCGCCGUUGCAAUGGCAUGAAACUCUUGUGGCAGAGUCAUUUGUGGGUGCUCUUCUCUUAGCAGCAAGUGUGGAUCAGCAAGCAAGUGGGGCCUUGGGCCCCUUGUUUGUGCACCGCUGCUGCAGAAUGCUGAGCACAAAUCCCCUUGGUCGCCCCCGCCGUGAUGCCGUGGUGUGUGGGUUUCGCGUGUGGAUGUCGGUAAUUUGAAAAGGAAGUAUGAUGCGCAGAGUCACUUAAGGACCUUACCUACUAUACAGCCACGACUUACAGCCAAGAGCCCAACGUUUAGAAGGACCCCGGCGCUGCACGUUGCGAUUAUCGGGCUUCGGGCUUGACGGACUUAUGCGAGCUCUGCCUUUCUUUGAUGCUUAUCAUAAGUGCUGAUUCAAUAAG
Molecule: messenger RNA, 2648 nt
Organism: Chlamydomonas reinhardtii
Lineage: Eukaryota; Viridiplantae; Chlorophyta; Chlorophyceae; Chlamydomonadales; Chlamydomonadaceae
Exons: 10
Coding region: 80-1828 (582 amino acids)
Biological process (GO): protein polyglutamylation; microtubule cytoskeleton organization
Cellular component (GO): cilium
Molecular function (GO): tubulin-glutamic acid ligase activity; tubulin binding
Source: RefSeq, a predicted model, not a curated record